Nylanderia fulva is the source of this 3138-nucleotide messenger RNA. The record is from RefSeq and is a predicted model, not a curated record. Lineage: Eukaryota; Metazoa; Arthropoda; Insecta; Hymenoptera; Formicidae.
AUGGAGACCAAGGGCAGCCGAGAUCUUCGAUUUGGCGACCUCUAUCACGGCUUCAUGCAGGAAUACGAGGACCUGCAACACAUGAAGAAGGUAAAUACCUCAACAACAACGGAGAAUUUCAGAUGCUACUUACCGCAUCACGGGGUCCUGAAGGAAUCGAGCACGACGACAAAGCUCCGAGUCGUGUUCAACGGCUCUCAGCGCACACGGGCCGGUACUUCGCUCAACUCGCAGCUGCUGACUGGGGCAAACCUUCUGCCAGCGCUCACCGACGUGUUGCUGCGAUGGCGUUGGCACCGGUACGUCUUCGUCACCGACAUCGAGAAGAUGUACCGCCAAAUCCUCGUACAUCCUGAGGACUGCCGUCUCCAAACAAUCUUGUGGCGUCACAACAAGACGGACGAGAUCGGAGAGUACGAGCUGCAGACGGUGACCUACGGCAUGGCGUGUGCACCGUUCCUGGCCAUCCGAACUCUGCAACAACUUUGUGCGGACGAGGGAGCGCAGUUUCCUCAAGGUGCCACAGUACUUCGGCUUGAUUGCUACGUCGACGACGUGGUCACCGGCGCGGACAACCUCGACGAUGCCGUCAACCUCCAGACGGAGCUGCGCAACCUCUGCAUGGCGGGCGGAUUUCCACUGAGGAAGUGGGCCUCGAACCAUCCAGAGGUCCUCACAGGAGUCCCACAGGAGCAUCGGCUGCAGCAAGGACCACAUUCCUGGGAAGGAGAGAGCCAUUCGACAUUGGGCCUGCGAUGGCGUCCUCAAGAUGACCGGUUUGCCUUCGCAAUACAUCCUCGGCCAGUCAGCAAAUUCACGAAGCGACGAGUCCUCUCCGAAACUGCACGCCUAUUCGACCCGAUGGGCUGGCUCGCGCCUGUCGUCAUUCGGGCGAAGAUCCUAAUCCAAAGCACCUGGCUUCAGCAACUUGAUUGGGACGCUCCACUGCCGGCCAAGGAUGCUCGACAUUGGCAACAGCUGUUGGAUCAGUUGCCGCUGCUCAGGCACAUACGCGUGAAUCGCUGGCUCAGCACCGACAACGAUCACUCGAGGUUGCAGCUCCACGGUUUUGCUGAUGCUUCCGAACGAGGAUACGCCGCAGUAGUCUACCUCCGCACCACUGAAAGGGGAAAACCGUCAAUUAAUCUACUCAUGGCGAAAUCCAAGGUCGCACCCGUCAAGCAGGUUUCGUUGCCGCGACUUGAGUUGUGCGCUGCUAGCCUACUCACCACGCUCACGCUGCAUGUCCGCGACAUUCUCGGCUUGGCAACUACUCCAGUAUAUCUGUGGUCCGAUUCCCAGGUCACGCUUCAUUGGAUCCAGGGACACGCCACUCGCUGGAAAACUUUCGUCGCCAACCGGGUAGCUCAUAUCCAGACACAGCUCCCGGACGCUCGAUGGAGACACGUAGCCGGGAAGAAUAAUCCUGCAGACUGCGCAUCGAGAGGAAUUACUCCUGGAGAAUUAAUCAACCACGCAUUAUGGUGGACUGGACCUACCUGGUUGGCACUGGACGAGACAGCAUGGCCCAGCUCAGAGGUCCACAUCGCAGAGGAUGACCUUCCUGAACAGCGCACCACCAGCCUGAUGACCAAGGGCUCCGUCGUCGUCGAACCGGACAUCCUUCUUCGGUUCUCUGCGCUUCAUCGGCUGCUACGCGUUACGGCUUGGUGUCGUCGAUGGCUCAACGUGGCGAGCCGGGAGGUCACACCUGGUUGUCCACUACACCCCGACGAGCUGGACGCCGCCCUACUCCAGUGGCUUCGAGUAGUACAGGCGCUCCACUUCCCGGACGAGAUAGCUGCUGCCACCGCAGGACGCUCCGGCCCACCACGCAGUUCACUGAUCAAGCUGAAUCCGUUCAUCGACGACCAAGGUGUACUGCGCGUUGGAGGACGUCUCAAACACGCACUGCUGCCCUACGACGAGAAGCACCCGGUGAUCAUACCGCCGGCCUCCUGGAUGACGCGACUGCUGAUCGAGUCCUGCCAUCGUCGCUCUCUGCACGGCGGCGUCCAGAUGACACUCGGUCUGCUUCGCCUUCGAUUCUGGGUACCACGCGGAAGGACCGUCGUCAAGCAGCAACUGCAUCGGUGCGUCACUUGCACUCGCUGGCGCGCUGCCACGCCACAGCCUCCAAUGGGCCACCUUCCUCGGGACCGAGUGACGCCAACUCGACCUUUCUUGAGCACUGGACUGGACUACGCGGGACCAAUUUCCAUCCGGACCAGCAAAGGACGCGGACACCGCUCACAGAAAGGAUACAUCGCGGUCUUCGUCUGCUUUUGGUCGAAGGCCAUCCACCUCGAGGUCGUCUCGGAUUACAGCUCCGAGGCCUUCAUCGCCGCCUUACGCCGCUUCGUCUCUCGCAGAGGACUGUGUACGGACGUCUACAGCGACUGCGGCACAACAUUCGUUGGCGCCGAUCGCACCCUGCGGGAGCUCUUCAAGGCGUCGACCUCCGAGGGCCUUCACAUCGCCCGCGCCGCCAACACUCAAGGGAUCCGCUGGCAUUUUAAUCCGCCAGCGGCCCCUCACUUCGGUGGUCUUUGGGAGGCUGCCGUGAAAUCCACGAAAUUUCACCUCCGCCGAGUAAUCGGCGACACCACGCUCACUUUUGAGGAGCUUAGCACACUCCUCACACAAAUCGAGGCGUGUCUUAAUUCUCGUCCGUUGCAGGCUCUGUCAGACGAUCCAGACGACACUUCAGCACUCACUCCAGGGCACUUCAUCAUCGGCGCGCCUCUAUUAGCUAUACCUGAGCCGUCACGGAUCGGACAAUCAUCAUCCACGCUGUCACGCUGGCAUCACCUGCAGCUGAUGCGAGACCAUUUUUGGCAGCGGUGGUCGGCUGAGUACGUGCACGGGCUCAACCCCCGCACCAAAUGGGUCAAGGCCGAGGCCGCACCUCACGUCGGGGACCUUUGCAUCAUCCGCUCGGAGCUCACCCCUCCGACUCGAUGGCCUCUUGCAAGGAUCACGAGACUGCAUCCCGGGGACGACGGUGUCGUCCGCGUGGUCUCAGUACGCACCGCCACAUCCGAAUUCGUACGCCCGAUCGUUAAAUUGGUCAUGCUCCCGGGCGCGGAUCGUAUUCCGGACACGAAUAACGCGGACACGCCGUCCGCCGGCACGUAA